AUGUCUGUGCCCAACCAAGUUAGCAAAAACGUCAUUCUUUUGCCCCAAACAAACCAGCUUCGAGGUUUGUACUCCAUCAUCAGAGACCAGCUGACCAAGCGUGGUGACUUUGUCUUUUACUCAGACAGAAUCAUCCGUCUCUUGGUUGAAGAAGGUCUCAACCAGUUGCCAGUGGAAGAAGCCGUCAUUGAGUGUCACGGCGGCCACAAGUACAACGGCUCCAAGUUUUUGGGUAAGAUCUGCGGUGUCUCUAUCGUUAGAGCUGGCGAAUCCAUGGAAAUGGGUUUGAGAGACUGUUGUAGGUCUGUGAGAAUCGGUAAGAUCUUGAUUCAAAGAGACGAGGAGACCGCGUUGCCCAAGUUGUUCUAUGAGAAGCUUCCUGAGGAUAUCAGUGAAAGAUAUGUGUUCCUUUUGGAUCCUAUGUUGGCCACAGGAGGCAGUGCCAUGAUGGCCGUUGAGGUUUUGUUGUCCAGAGGAGUCAAGAUGGACCGUAUCCUCUUUUUGAACUUGUUAGCUGCCCCAGAAGGUAUCAAGGCAUUCCACGACAAGUACCCAGACGUGAGAAUCAUUACUGGUGGUAUUGACGAAAAGUUAGAUGACGACAAGUACAUCGUUCCAGGUUUGGGCGACUUCGGUGACAGAUACUAUUGCAUCUGA
Molecule: messenger RNA, 657 nt
Organism: Candidozyma haemuli
Lineage: Eukaryota; Fungi; Ascomycota; Pichiomycetes; Serinales; Metschnikowiaceae
Gene: FUR1
Product: uracil phosphoribosyltransferase
Exons: 1
Coding region: 1-657 (218 amino acids)
Source: RefSeq, a predicted model, not a curated record